UUCGGAACGAAGCAGAACGGUAAAGGAAGAUGGCGUUCUUGGACUUGACAGCUUUUUCACGACUGCUCGUUUUCGUUGCUCCCCUGACGGUGGCACUUGUACCUGUUUUACGUCACGACGAACAACAAGAGGCAGACUUCAUCAAGGCUGAUGUCAUAUUCAUGAACAAUUUACAUCGGACGAAUCGUCAUGCACGUGACAGCUCGUCGGACCUGCGCGUGGUGAUUCGUAUCCAUAACGACAGUCUCCACCUAGAUUUGACGAGGACAUUCCACCUAGAGGAUCCCAUCAUUGUGAUGUCAACGGAGGAGGGAAAGUUAAGGAGGAGCCAGGAACCAGAACUGCGGGAUUAUUUACUUUACCAAGAUGUACAAAACGGAGCGUCUAUACUGGUACAUCACAUAACUGACCCCGACAAUUCCCGAACAUUACGAUAUCUGUUGGUUGAAUCAAGCUGGAAAUGA
Messenger RNA from Liolophura sinensis, 464 nucleotides. RefSeq lists its product as uncharacterized. NCBI's taxonomy places the organism in Eukaryota, Metazoa, Mollusca, Polyplacophora, Chitonida, Chitonidae. Bases 30 to 464 code for a protein of 144 amino acids. The record is from RefSeq and is a predicted model, not a curated record. The transcript has 4 exons.